AUGCUGCAGCAGAUCCUGCACGACAUGUACAUCGACCCCGAGCUCCUGGCUGAGCUCAGUGAUGUGCAGAAGCACAUCCUCUUCUACAAAAUGCGAGAGGAGCAGCUGAGACGCUGGAGGGAGCGUGAGGCUUGGGAGGCCCUGGCCCAGGUCGAGGGCCUCAGGCCCCCCAAGGUCAAGCGAGCGAGUGACAAGCACAUCCAGUGGCUCCUGGGGGCAGAUGGCGAAGUCUGGGUCUGGGUCAUGGGAGAAGGCCCUGGAGACAAGCCCUAUGAAGAGAUCUCUGAGGAGCUGAUUGCAGAGAGGGCACGGCUGCAGGCACAGAGGGAGGCGGAGGAACUCUGGAGACAGAAGGAGGCAGAGAUCACCAAGAAGUUCCGGGAUGCUCUGGCCAACGAGAAAGCCCGGAUCCUGGUGGAGAAGUGGAAAGUGGAGAUGGAGGACCGCAAGGCUGCCAAAGUCCUGGAGGAGCGCAUCCAUGAGGAAUUCAAGAGGAAAGAGGAAGAGGAGAAGAAGCGAGGAGAAGAGCAGAUUCGCCUCCAGGAAGAGCAGAGGGCGAAGGAACUCUACUGGACCCUGAAGCAGGCCCAGCUGCAGAGCCACCCCAGUGAGGGGGAGGGGCGCGAGUGGGAAGAACAGCUGCGUCGGUCCAAGGCCGCUGAUGAGGAGAGGAGGCGCCGAGCCCAGCGCGCCCGAGACGAGUACCAGCGCCACUCCCUCCGCGCCAUCCAGAAGGGCACGGUCGCUGGCCUCAGCUCCAGGUUCCGAGAGCUCGGCCAGAGCCACGAGCAGGAGGCGAGACUCUACCACCACCUCCUGGGCCCGGGGCCGCCUUCACCCCUGGCCAUGCCUGGCAGGACUUGGGAGCGGCCCCUGUGUCCCGUCUCCAGAGAAGUCAUAGUCCGCUGGUUCAAGAAGGAGCAGCUGCCUCGCCGAGCAGGCUUUGAGAGGAGCACCAAAGCCAUCGCCCCCUGGUUCCACGGAGGAAAUUAUCACUGUUUCAGGGGGAGAGUUGCUGCAGGAACCCUGUGGACAGAGGGACAGCCCACCAGACUACCAUCUGUUGUUUGA
This is a messenger RNA of Kogia breviceps (pygmy sperm whale), 1071 nucleotides long. NCBI's taxonomy places the organism in Eukaryota, Metazoa, Chordata, Mammalia, Artiodactyla, Physeteridae. The record is from RefSeq and is a predicted model, not a curated record.